AUGUUGAAACUUGUUCUCAAAAGACCGUCGGCGAUAAGUCCCCGAUAUGGGCAGUUUUUGCUGGGCAUAUUAUGUGGUUGGUUUCUUACGCGAUUUAUAUCCCAUUUUCCAACCCCAAGCUCUUUGUAUCUCGAGUCUGUCAACUGGAAUACCGCGAACGCUCAUUAUCCCGUGAGUCCUUCCUCAAUUAACCUCACAGAAAGUGUACGUGUGCUGUGUUGGGUGAUGACUACACCAGCGAAUCACCAGGAAAAAGUUCCUCACAUCAAAUCCACCUGGGGUGCACGUUGUAACAAGCUGCUGAUCAUGAGCUCCGUAGCUGAUCCGACGAUCGGCAGUAUCGCGCUACCAGUAGAAGAAGGCCGUAAGAGCCUGUGGAACAAGACCCGGGAAGCGUUCCGGUACAUCUACGAGCAUCAUUUAGAGGGAUAUGAUUGGUUCUUCAAGGCGGACGACGAUACGUACGUCGUGGUGGAGAACCUGCGGUAUUUUCUGCACUCUUACUCGUCGGAACUACCGAUCUACUUCGGCAGCAAGUUUCGGUACCCGCAGUACGUGAAGCAGGGCUACUUUUCCGGUGGUGCGGGAUACGUUCUAAGUCGCGAGGCCGUGAGGCGUUUCCACGAGCUUGCACUACGUGAUGAGGAGCUCUGUUCUUCUGCCUACGAUACCGAGGAUCUUGAGAUGGGUAAAUGUAUGGAGAGUGUGAACGUCACCGCUGGCGACUCCAGGGAUGAUCUGGGCCGGAAGCGGUUCCUUCCAAUGGAGCCCGUUUUCCACCUUGCUGGAUCGAUAACAGAGGAUCCUGACUUUUGGUACAACCAGUACUCGUACUACGAGCCACUGUAUGGAAGAAAUUGUUGCUCGGAUUUGGCCAUCAGCUUCCAUUACGUUCCCGGGAAGCACAUGCACAUGAUGGACUACUUGAUCUACGAUCUGCACGCAUGGGGCUCAAUAUAUCAAAACCCUCCGCUGUCUAGGAUGAAAACGCCUCAAGAAGCAAUGAUCGUUGACGAACCGUACCCGAUAAGUACGAUGGCACCGAGGGACGGUUCGAGUACGAUCGUUAUGGCCAUAGAAGAGGCAUCGACAGCAACGUCCGAUUCGUAGCACAGUACAGCGUCAAAUUUCAUCCGCUAGUCAAAAUAAU
Messenger RNA from Anopheles nili, 1150 nucleotides. RefSeq names its product glycoprotein-N-acetylgalactosamine 3-beta-galactosyltransferase 1-like. Lineage: Eukaryota; Metazoa; Arthropoda; Insecta; Diptera; Culicidae. Gene Ontology annotation, molecular function: N-acetylgalactosaminide beta-1,3-galactosyltransferase activity. Bases 1 to 1110 code for a protein of 369 amino acids. The record is from RefSeq and is a predicted model, not a curated record. Gene Ontology annotation, cellular component: membrane. The transcript is spliced from 3 exons.